Molecule: messenger RNA, 4790 nt
Organism: Erpetoichthys calabaricus (reedfish)
Lineage: Eukaryota; Metazoa; Chordata; Cladistia; Polypteriformes; Polypteridae
Gene: cusr
Product: Copper-only SOD repeat protein
Exons: 10
Coding region: 71-3034 (987 amino acids)
Biological process (GO): superoxide metabolic process
Molecular function (GO): metal ion binding
Source: RefSeq, a predicted model, not a curated record
CUCUCUCUCUCUCGCUCACUUACUGUCUGACAGCGCACACAGCAGGCAGCGGAGACAGGCGUCAUCUGCCAUGCUGCUUCACUGGGGCUUGAUGCUCGUGUCUCUCUGCGGCUCUGUUGCUGGUGAUCUUUUUGAAGUGGAUAUAAAUAUGGCUGGUGUUAAAGGAUCAGUGAAAUUUGACUCUUCUACAAAAAUAGCCACUGUUAACUUGACAGGCACGUGUAACGUGGUGAACAUCUCCCUGAAUGAGUUUCCUGUAAUGUUUGGCCAUUAUGCUCAUCCCUGUCUGGAAAUGAACCUUGGCAAGAAAGUUUACAAAUUCAGCAGCCUUCAGAUUGACGAAACUAUUAAUGUAACAGAUCUAUUUCAUGUAUGGCCUAAUUUGGUGGAUUUAUCUUUGAUAGUGGAGCAAUCCUGCAAUAUAAGUGAAAGUCGAGCUUGUUCCGUUGUUCGUAAAAGUGGAAACGUGAAGACCUGGCAGGCCAAGUUCUAUUCUCCAGUGGCUGGAAAUGUGUAUAUUCGUCAAAAUGAAGGGGAAGAUCAGAUUCGUUUUUUGUCUGACUUGGUGGAUAUUACUAAAAUUGGAAGUCUAACAAAUGUUAGUGUUUAUAUGCAGAGUGGACCAUCAAGUUGUGAUUUGCUCAUUAGUUCACUCAACAAAUCUGCUCUGUUACCUCUUGGAAUAAUGAGAGUAGGCUCUAAUGGGCAAACAGAAAAAUCACGAAUAGAAGUGGCAAAUCUUACUGGUAUCAGAACCUUUGCUCUGCUUGGUACUGGAACAGUUUUUGCUUGUGCAGAAAUUAGGAAGUUGGAACCCAAAGAGGUCACAGCAGUCAUCAACAUGAAGGGUAUCAAAGGUACCAUCAUCUUUUCCCAGACUUCUCCAUUUGAGAGCACAGAACUGAAAGUGUCUUUGUCAAACCUGAGGAACAGUGUUGGACCUUAUCAUGUCCACCAAUUUCCUGUGCCUCCAAAGAAAUCAUCCAAUGAAGACAUCUGCAGCAAUGAUAAUGUGGGUGGUCACUGGAAUCCUUACAAUCUUGACACAAAGAGCUUUUCAUAUCCGACUGGUCCUGGAGCCACUCACGAUCGUUACGAGAUUGGAGACCUCAGUGGUAAGCAUGGUUCCUUGAAAGACAAAGACUGGUUCAGCUCUGUAUACAUUGACUGGAACUUGCCUCUGUUUGGAAGAAACAGUAUAGUGGGCCGAUCAGUAGUCAUCCACCUUCCAAAUGGCACAAGGCUUGCAUGUGGCUCUAUUGGCUAUCCAGGAGAGAUCAUAACAGCGGUGGCUCUUCUGAGGGGCCCUGUGAUUGGGACAGUCAUAUUUAGUCAGUUGAAGAGUAACCCUUACUCGGACAUGUCAAUUUUCAUGGAAGUCUCAACCUCAAAUGAUACUGCUUCCAAAGACCAUGGAUGGCAUGUUCAUGAGUAUCCAAUCAGCUCUGAAACGGACACUGAUUUGAGUGCAUGCCAAAGUACAAAAGGGCAUUACAAUCCAUUUAAAAUUGAAACCAGUGCCAACAGCAAUUAUUCUCUUUCUUGUCAACCCGACUGCCCUUUUGCAUGUGAGGUGGGUGACUUUUCCGGGAAGCAUUUUUUGCUCAAUCUAAGUACCCUUGCAGGAAAAGUGCAGAACAAAAAUUUUUUCACAGACACCACUUCCAGCCUAGCUGGAAUAACAUCCGUCCUUGGCCGGUCACUGAUAAUUCAUGGGGCAGAUAGGAAUCCGGACAGAAUUGCUUGUGCAAAUAUUACAAGUCUGCACCAAACAUCAGCAAGGACUGGAAACUGGUCUGGCGUUGGAUCGGCGAAUGGAAGAAUUAUAUUCACACAAAAUGUUUUCCUUCAGGCUACAAGUAUUAAUGUCUCACUAUCAAAUUUAAAAUCUUUAGCUGGUGGCUACCAUGUGCAUAUUUUGCCCUUAGGAAUCACUGGGCAGGGUGUAGACCCGUGUUCUGAUGAAAGAAUUAUGGGUCAUUUUAAUCCAUUUUCUGUUAACCAAUCCUUAUCACCCCCUCCAGCCAAUGGCACUAAUGACCAGUAUGAAAUUGGAGACCUGAGUGGAAAAUUUGGACAUUUAAAAAAUCUAAAUCAGCUCAGUGACAACUAUGUAGAUAAUAACUUGCCACUCUCUGGACUCAACAGUAUCAUAGGACGUUCUCUGGUUAUACAUUAUGCAGAUGGAAAAAGACUACAGUGUGCAGACAUCGUGCCUGACAAAGCCUCAGAUGGUGAAUGGGUGAGAGCGAAGGCAGUCUUUGGAAGCACAGUGAAGGGGACAAUAUCAAUGGUUCAGCAAAUAUUUUCAGAUGGAAGUUUCAGUGAUACGAUUAUAAAUGUGGACUUGCAAGGAACACCAGGAGUCACAGUCACAGAAGCGUUGUGGUAUAUUCAUAUCAAUCAGACGAAAGAAAACGACAAAAAGUGUACAGAAGUUGGGGAUCACUUUAAUCCUUACGGUUUACGCAUUGGGGGUGGAUAUUACAACAGUUGCUUCAGAGUUAACCCUCUAAAUUGUGAAGUGGGAGACCUGAAUUCAAAACAGGGACCUGUAAGUCUAGGAAUUCGGCAGUUGUAUACAGAUGCCAACCUUCCACUAGCUGGUGAUUUCACAGCUAUAUAUCGAUCAAUUGUCCUGUAUAGCAAAACGGGUGUUUUGGGCUGUGCGGCCAUCCUGCCAGAAUCUCCUGCAGCUGUUCUGACAUUUCCAACUAUCAAAUCUUUCAGCAGAUUUGAAUUCCGAAGUGCAGUUUCAAGUGUUCUUCAGAUUCCUCAGUGGAGAGUCACCAUCCUACCUGGGGCACCUUCUCUUGUCAACCAGGCUAAAUGCCAGCAGGUCAACUUCUUCAUAGCAGGAAAUAUCAAUGUAACAAGGCUGAGUAUGUUGAAAUAUGAAGAAAAACUGGGGAAAUUCAAACAGACCAAACUCUGUGCUGAGAGUUCUAGUGGUUUGGCAGCUUUCAGCCAGUUCAUGGAGAAUCAAGGAAAUAUACUCAUCCUAUUUAUUGUUGCAAUUCAGUUAUUCUUGUAAGGCCUUAUUGCAUCCAAUUCAACUUUUUUUGGCAAAGGACGAGGGCAAUGAUGAUAUUACGAAUAAACGUUGCUGAUAUACCUUUGAAUACAUAAUUGUAACAGGAAAGACACUUUGAGAGCAUGGUAUUUGGGAAGGUGUGACAUGUCCUGGACCUCGGUCUCACAAUACUAUUUUAUUAAAGACUACAUUCAGAGCAAUGUGUGAUUUAAAUAGCACAUUAACCUUUUCCAACAAAGUCAGACAUUCUUUAUAACAAUCUGAAAUCUGCUGAUGGAGCCACCCACUAUACUGUUAUAAAUUUUUAUUUUAUAUUUUUAUUCCAAUCCUCAUUGUAAUAUUUAAUUAUAUAGUUAUUCUGUGAUUUCUAAGGUAUGUAAACGCACAAGAGGCAAACAGCUGUAUGUAUGGAAACAAAUAUCAGCUUAAAUUAAAUGGACACAUUGAGAAAGAGUUUAUUUUGAGAAACCAGGAUGACAGAUCUUACAGAAUGCAUCUCCUUUACCGUAACAAGUGUGAAUCUUGCCCUUAGUUUACUACAACAUUCAAACAACACUACAGACUUUUGAAAUUUGUGUUUUAAAACCAUAGUACUGAUGCUUUACAUCUUGUUUACAGUUGCCUCAGAACACAGGUACACAAUACAGGUAACACUGUGUAUUUAUUGGAAGGCAUCUUUCAAUUAAACCUAGGAGUUGGGAUAUUUUUAGUGCCAUUAACAAGCGACACAUUACCUGAAACACUCCUGAGGGAGCACUGGGAGCUGACAGCAGUUACUGAGGUAACUCAUCCCAUUUCCCUGAUUGUCAAUUGUGUUACAGCUUAUUAAUUUGCUAACAGAAAGAAAUAGCAUGUCAAGGCCAAAAAAUAAAGAAAACAUAAAUUAGUAGUCAGUGAUGAGAUUAGUGCAACUAAUGAAGUGAAACACUGGACAUUUUCAUAAAGAACUGAUGCAAAAACACUUUAUAUACUGUACAUGAAAGUUUUUUUUGACUAAAGAUUGCCUAAAACUGCACUAUUUCACAAAAGGAAGAGAUAUCAGAAUCAACUACUGACUUUUAAAAUAGGAAGAAUAAAUUAAUGAAGGAAAGACCUUACUAGUACUCAAAUACCCAAGGAUUAGUGUAGGUUAGCUAAUUUAUUUCUGAAAUAGCUCAGAUUUAAGAUUUUACUGCAGUUAUAAUUUUGAUUUUAUGUAUUAAAAAAUGAUAAAAUAUUUUUAUUUCUUCCUGUGACUUACUAAAAUUUUGAAGUGUUUAGCUUAGUAAGAGAUUUGAUGAGAAUGACUCAUACAUGUAUUCAGAAUUUCAUCAUAAUGCUGAUUUUAGCAAUUUACUGAAAAUGAUUUUAUUAUAGAGGCUAUUUUUAGAGACUCCUUAAACCCUCAAUUGGGCUCCUAAGCAGAAGAGACUCUGAAGGAGAAGUAGAUGGCUAAUGCUCUUGAGAGAAUGCAACACUGACAACUAAGUAGUCGGACUCUCACAAGGGCAGUGGAUUGAAAGGAAAUAUGUUCCUUUAAGCGUUACUCUUCCAUUAAAGAAGAAACAGUUUCAAGAGAAAGUUGUGACAUAUCUCAAAAUAAUAUGGUUAAUGGCUGUUGGGUCCUAUUCUGUAUGCAGUUAAACAAAAAUUGUCUAUUGUGAAAUUAAUGUGUUUAAUUUCUGUGAUACUGCUUUGAUUCUCUUCUCUACUCUUUGUAAACAUAUAAUUAUUGAAAUUAGUUAAUUGUGAAAUAAAUGAUUAUAUGUGACUUGUA